AGGUAUGAAUGAAGACGACGAUGUUGGAAUUUCUGUGGAAUUCGAUCAAUGCACGCAGGAGACAAUGUUCUACAAUUCUUGUCUAGAAGAUCGUGACGAAGGAGGAAGCGGAGACAUCUCACGUGCUGAUUCUGCAGUAUGUCUCACGACACCUAGAGAUCCGUUUCCAGCUGUUCUACAGAAGUUCAACUCAUCUCGUAAGAAUCAUCAAAUAAAAAAGUUUCAUGAUAGCAAUGUAAAACGAUGUCAAGAGUACAGAAAGAGUAUGGAACAUCAAAGAAAUGGAACAGACAGUUAUUUGCUCACUCAACAACGGCUCGCUGUUCAUCUCAUCGACUUUAUUGAUUUACCUGUUAAAAAAAAUACUCAACGAAGAAUAUGCACUGAUCGUGUGUCGAUGCCUCUAUACAGAUUGACGUCUGGUGGUCUUGAAGUGAACUCGGAUUAUUAUUUUCCAAUGGAAUCUCCGUAUGCGAAUAUUCAAAAAUCUUAUCUACGAACACUGGCCGACCACCUCACUCGAACUCAUCGGAAGCUUAACGAAAUAUGUGAAUUUGUGGAGAGAUGUGAAGAACACAGUCAACUGAUGCUUCCGACACUGAUUACUGUACUCUGUGAUUGGGUGAAACAAUUUCUUAGAGAUCACGCUUGUCAUCUCGACGAACUUCGUGCUGAGCGACUGGAAGAUCCUUUACAGACAUUGGCUCGACUAAAUAAAAAUAUGGAAGAGGUGGAAAUAGUGAGAGCAGUGAUUGGCGAUGAUGUUGGAAGACAUAUUUGGUUAUGGGAAGAUAUUGAAAACUCUUGGAAUCGUGUAUUCCUGUUAACACAAAUGGAUGCCAUCGCAAAGAAGAGGGAUGUUGUCAAGUUGUUACAAAAUAAAUGGAUUCGCGCUUUGUUGUCAAUUAUGGAUCAUAUUUUCGAAAUUGGAAGAGUUCCUGCAGCUAUCGACUAUUUUGUUUUGCACAAUGACGUCAAACCGGAUGCUCAAAUUCUACUUUGUCGAGAUAUCAAAGAAGUUCAAUCGUUACUUUGGGAUGAAGAACUGAUUGAAAUCAUUCUUGAAGCAGUCAAAUGUCGGAUCCGUGUUGGAUUAAUUGAAUUUCCAGUCAAAACAUUCACGAAUGCAUUUGAUUCAUUACGAGCCGCAGCUAAAUUCACUGAAGAUCUUCUACCAUUUGAUGAAUUCCGAUCUCUAUUUUUUGAUACAUGUCUCCUACUUCAGGAUCAGUUUGCACAAGAGCUACUCAAUGAAUUACAUAGAAACAACCGAUUUGUCAACUUGUGGGUCGACUUAGAGAAUGUUGUCAUUGGUUCGAUUUCACAGCAAUAUGCAACAACAGUCUUCCGAUCAGAUUCCAAUGUUACCAACUUUGCUGAUGCAUUUUGGUUGGCAUCGAGAGGUCGGAUGAGUAAGGAAAAUAUGAAUAUAUUCUCAUGGAUUUCAACAAAAUCUGAAUUCACAUGCAAGCUCGAGCAUAUGCUGGCUUCAUUCAUUCGUCCCGAAGUUAUUGACGUCAUGAAUCAGUGUAUGAAGUUUGCACACAGCGCAUAUCGAACCAGAGAAUUGCUAGUUACGAUGGCUAAUGACAAAGAACUACUAUCUCGAAUGAAAUGUCCACAAUCCACAAUCGAUGUUUCUCUCGCUCAUCACAAAACGAAUGCAAUCGAGAAAAUGAAUCGAGCACUUAGAACAAAACUUCGUUUCUUUGUAUUCACACUCGAACAAGUUGUGUCACAUUUCAGAGAGUUGUUCUCUGAUAAGGUUCGCUAUGUAUUUCGAACGGCACGUGAUCAAAUUGUGAAUGCAACAAGCUUGAAGCAGGUGGAAAAUGCGAUUACAGAUGGUCACAAGAAGCUCUCAGAUCUUGUUGUACGCAUUGGAAUCAGACGAUUGGUUCAUGAAAAUAUGGAUAUGUUUAUGACUAUGACAGAUGAGAUACGGUUACGAUCAGUCUCCAACACGUUGGAUCUUGACUAUUUGGAUCGAUGUGAAACAAGUGUUCGAAUUACUUUACAAAAGCUGCUUUCUCUACACGAAGCUUGGGGAAACGACAAAGAUUCCAUAUUUUUCCAUCUUUCUGUCCGAAUAGGAAAAUUGAAUAUGGGUACCUAAUCACUUCUUAUUCACUGCCUGGUUUUUAUCGCCUUAUGUUCAAAAUUUUCAUGCAUAAUCACUUUCUGAAAAUAUGGGUUAAUUCAAUAAAAAAUUUUAAAUUUUAAAU
Caenorhabditis elegans is the source of this 2225-nucleotide messenger RNA. RefSeq names its product Dynein heavy chain 7, axonemal (gene gtap-1). The record is from RefSeq and is marked reviewed. Gene Ontology annotation, cellular component: centrosome; cell cortex. The transcript is spliced from 12 exons. The coding region runs from base 5 to 2116 and encodes 703 amino acids. Lineage: Eukaryota; Metazoa; Nematoda; Chromadorea; Rhabditida; Rhabditidae.